GAGAGGAGAGGAGAGGAGAGGAGAGGAGAGGAGAGGAGAGGAGAGGAGAGGAGAGGAGAGAGAAACACAUCCCUGCUUCCAGCUGGGAUCGCUUUGCUGGCUGAGCUGUGUUUUCUAGAAGCUGGUAACUGCUCCGGGCAUCUUCAGGGGUGUUGGAGCAGAGCAAGAGAAGCGUUGGGGAGGGAUAUUUUUAGAUGCUCUUUGUGCUCAGAGAGCAAAACCAGGCUGUGGCUGAAGGGCCAUUAGCUGCUGGGCAUGUUUGAAAAGCUGAAGAAGGGCUGAGGAUUCAGUUUGACACGAUGGAAUAGAGCAGCUUUGCAGACACGACAGCAAUUUAUGGCCUGAGUGUUGAAGCGAAGAUCCCAAGAGGAGACUGGAUCUGGGCAGCCCAGCCUGUUUAGCUGCCACAUGGGGUCAGGGUGGCUGAUCCCUCAAAAGGACACGUUCACAUCGUUUGUGGGGUGAUGUUUGCUCCAAUGGCUGCGGGAGAGGUGCAGAAAAAAUGCGGACAAGAGAUCCGCAUGUCAGACCAUCACCAUCCCAGCGAUGGGGAGUCAGAUUCCCAGCACGGCAUUACUGUGGUCUUCCUCCUCGUCCUUGUGUUCUUCAUCAUGGGGCUGGUGGGGUUCCUGAUCUGCCAUGUCCUGAAGAAGAAGGGUUAUCGCUGCCGGACGUUCCGGGACGAGCUUGACCCAGAUGACAAAGAUGGGGUGGAGGAGCUCCAGGAUGAUGAAGAGGACGAGAAGAAUGACGACACUGUGGAGAAGAUUGUGAGGUGCAUCAUCCAAAACCAAGCAAACGUGGAGGCCCUCAAGGAGAUGUUGGGGGAAAAUGAAGGGGACAUACCAGUGCCAGUGCCAGUGCCCAGCCUUUGUCCCCACAGCAGCAGCCAGGACGGGGGCCCCCCUCACCACCACACGGUGCACCUGGGCUCCACGCAGGCCCCCUGCAUCCACUGCAGCAGGAGGAAGAGGCACCCGCUGCAGCGCCAGGGCCGGUCCAAGGAGGGCAAAAGCAGGAUGCUUCCUGGAGAGACCACUGUCUUCUCAGUGGGCAGGUUCCGCGUCACACACAUCGGGAAGAAGCCACCCGUGCAGGAGCAGCAGGACGGAGCCCUGCCCGGCGGCAGCCGGCAGCCGAGCACGGAGGAGCUGGAGCGCAGCAGCGAGAGGCUCCAGCGGGAACGGGCUCUCAACGGGACUGUCCCCAUGGGCGGCCUGCAGAACGGAGCCAUCCAGACGGGCACCCAGAGUAGCAGAAGCAUCGAGCAAAGCCUGUCUGCCAUCCCGGCUGUGAACACACCGGCCAGCUCCGGCACCCGUGACAGCCGGCGGGCGGGCGGGGGGUCCGGUCCGGCGGGGUCCCUGCAGGAUGCUGGCUCUGCUCCCGGCAGCUCGGGCCGCCAGCGGAGGCUCAUGAGCAUGCCAGCGCUGGGAGCGUCGAGUCCCAACAUCCCAGGAGAGCUGGCGAGGGAAGGAGCCGGUAUCUGCCUGGAGGAGAUCGGACUGGAGUCGGCAGAUGAAGUGUCGGAUAUUCACGGGAGCCUGAGUCUGCAGGAGCAGGCUGAUGAGCUGGGAAGAGACGACAGCAGCAGGAAACAGUCUGGAGGGGAGGACGGGAGGCAGCAGGAGCCCAGUGCCACGGAGCAGGAUCGUGUGUGACCUCCUCUCCGCUCCCGGCCGGAGCGUGGACGGGAGGCGCGCAGCCCCCGGAACCCUCGGGGCUGGGGGGGCUCUGCCGUGGGGCAGCCGUGCCCGGCCCCGGGUGGGCAGCUACGCGCUUGGCAUGGCCGGAGCGACGCGCCAGCGGCACCGACAACCGCGCUCGGCGCCAGCCUUCAUCCCAUUGGCAAUAGGUACCCGAGUCCCACCCAGCGCACCCUCCCCGAGGUCACCGGACACCCCCCCGAGGGACCUUCGGGCGUGGCAGGGGCAGGGCAGCAUCCAGAGCCCGCUGCCCCCGCGGCCCCCCAGCUCCGGGGCAAGGAUGCGAGGGGGCCAUGGCGAGGGGCAGGGAUGGAGGGAGCGAUUUGAGCCCCCCUCUCCCACCCCGGGGCGGUGGGGAGCACCCCCAGACCCACCCGGCACGUUCAGCACAGAGCACAGCUCCCCCCCACACCCCACCCCAGCCGGGCACCCCUGCCACGCAGAGUGGGCACAGGCACAAAUCCUGCACCGGCAGGUCCCUGGGAGAUGCAGGCGGAGAGAGAAGCUCCCAGCCCCAUCCCACAGGCACAGGAGGGGCCGGAGCCCGGCCCUGGGGGCGGGAUUGCCCCCGGCCAGGCCAGCCCCGGGAGCUUCGGUGUGUAACGCCCUGUACAUAGACGAGCUACAACCAUUAAAGCUGCUGAACCCCU
Messenger RNA from Cinclus cinclus, 2356 nucleotides. RefSeq names its product RELT like 2 (gene RELL2). Gene Ontology annotation, biological process: positive regulation of cell-substrate adhesion; positive regulation of p38MAPK cascade. NCBI's taxonomy places the organism in Eukaryota, Metazoa, Chordata, Aves, Passeriformes, Cinclidae. The transcript is spliced from 8 exons. The record is from RefSeq and is a predicted model, not a curated record. The coding region runs from base 465 to 1661 and encodes 398 amino acids.